This is a messenger RNA of Ziziphus jujuba (common jujube), 749 nucleotides long. Its product is annotated as NADH dehydrogenase [ubiquinone] 1 alpha subcomplex subunit 6. The record is from RefSeq and is a predicted model, not a curated record. The transcript is spliced from 2 exons. Gene Ontology annotation, biological process: response to oxidative stress. The coding region runs from base 128 to 526 and encodes 132 amino acids. NCBI's taxonomy places the organism in Eukaryota, Viridiplantae, Streptophyta, Magnoliopsida, Rosales, Rhamnaceae.
AAUGGUUUCUGGCACAGUCGGGGUUUUGGCCUUCUGAUUGUACAGAAGAAAAAAAAGGUCUCCAUUUGGAGAUAUCGGAGAACGAGUGAACUCACUGAGUUUGGGGCUUUUGAGGGUGAAUAAAAGAAUGUCGUUUUCACUGCGGAGCGUGAAGGUACCGCCGAACUCGGCGAGUCUAGAGGAAGCGAGAAGCCGAGUCUUCGAUUUCUUCAGGGAAGCCUGCAGAUCCAUACCCUCAGUCAUUGACAUGUACAACCUAGACGACGUCGUCACUGUCUCCCGGCUCCGCUCCACUAUCGCCUCUGAGAUCCGCAAGAACUCUCACAUCACCGACCCUAAGGUUAUUGAUAUGCUGCUUUUCAAGGGUACGGAAGAGUUAAAUAACGUUCUGGAGCAUGCAAAGCAGCGACACCAUCUGAUUGGUCAGUAUGUGGUCGGUCGCCAAGGGCUUAUUCAGGAUAUAGGCACCAAGGAUCAGGGCAUCUCUAAUUUUCUCAAAAACUUCUAUACCAGCAACUACUUCUGAAACUCUAAUGUCGUUGUGGUUAUGCUCACAUGGGGUUCUUGCUUUUGGGGUUUAGACUUGCUGAAUAAAGAUGUAUUUAAAGUUGUUUCUUGUAUCUUAUUGUUGGACUAGAGACAUUUCUAUCAUCUCUUGUGGCCGUAAUGUUUGGAAGCCAUGACAAAUAACUUUUACGUUUUCAUAAGGCCUGUUUAUUUUCAAGAAUGAAGAAGUUGUAUUCGGAUGA